AUGAAGGUGGAGGUGGUGGAGACGACGCUGGUGCCGCCGAGCGAGGCGACGCCGCGGCACGCGCUGUGGCUGUCCAACCUGGACCUGGCGGUGCCCAAGACCCACACGCCGCUCGUCUACUACUACCCGAGGCCGCCCGACGCGCCCGCCGGUGCCGGGGAGGAGGGAGAGGGGGAAGGGUCGUUCUUCGACCCGGCGCGCCUGCGGGAGGCGCUCGCCAGGGCGCUGGUGGCGUUCUACCCGCUGGCGGGGCGGCUCGUGGUCGGCCAGGGCGGCCGGAUCGAGAUCGACUGCACGGGCGAGGGCGCGCUGUUCGUCGUCGCGCGGGCCGACUUCACCGGCGACGAGAUGUUCAGGGACUUCGAGCCGUCCCCCGAGGCGCGCCGCCUGCUCGUGCCCUUCGCCGCCUCCGGCGAUCCGCCCUGCGUGCUCGCCAUGGUCCAGGUCACCUUCCUCAAGUGCGGCGGCGUGGCCGUGGGCACGGGCAUGCACCACGUCACGAUGGACGGCGCGGGCGCGAUCCAGUUCAUCCGGACGUGGACAGCGCUGGCGCGCGGGGAGUCCCCCUCGUGGACGCCGUUCCACGACCGGACCCUGCUGCGCGCGCGCUCCCCGCCGCACGUGCCCUUCGAGCACCCGGUCUACUCCCCAGCGUACCUCAACGGGUCCCCGCGUCCCUUCGUGACGCGCGUCUACACCGUCCCGCCCAAGCUCCUGGCCGACAUCCGGUCGCGGUGCGCGCCGGGGGCGUCCACGUACUGCGCGGUGACGGCGCACCUGUGGCGCGCCAUGUGCGUGGCCCGUGCCCUCCCGGCCAACGGCGAGACGCGGCUCCGCGUGCCCGCCAACAUCCGGCAGCGCCUCCGGCCGCCGCUCCCCGCCACCUACUUCGGCAACGCCAUCGUGCGGGACCUGGUGACCGUGAAGGUGGGCGACGUGCUGUCGCAGCCGCUGGGGUUCGUGGCGGACCGGAUCAAGCGCGCCGUGUCCCGCGUCGACGACGCCUUCGUGCGCUCCGUCGUCGACUACCUGGAGCUGGAGUCCGAGAAGGGCAACCAGGCGGCGCGCGGGCAGUUCAUGCCGGAGUCCGACCUCUGGGUCGUCAGCUGGCUCGGCAUGCCCAUCCACGACGCCGACUUCGGCUGGGGCCGCCCCCGGUUCGUGGCGCCCGCGCAGAUGUUCGGCAGCGGCACGGCCUACGUCACGCAGGGCUACGACAAGGACGACCCCAUCAACGUGCUCUUCGCGCUCGAGCCUGAGUACUUGCAGACCUUCGAGAAGGCCUUCUACGGGGAGUGA
Miscanthus lutarioriparius is the source of this 1299-nucleotide messenger RNA. The record is from the annotation of a GenBank genome assembly. NCBI's taxonomy places the organism in Eukaryota, Viridiplantae, Streptophyta, Magnoliopsida, Poales, Poaceae.